Pipistrellus nathusii (Nathusius's pipistrelle) is the source of this 2259-nucleotide messenger RNA. Lineage: Eukaryota; Metazoa; Chordata; Mammalia; Chiroptera; Vespertilionidae. The record is from the annotation of a GenBank genome assembly.
AUGGAUCCUCGGAGCGGAAAGGCGACGCGGACAGCUUCCAAGGCGGGAGCCGCCACCUCCAAGAUUUCAGCGCAGAGCGCGAAGGGCGCCCCGGCGAAGCGCACCCCGGCGAAGCCCACCCCGGCGAAGCCCACCCCGGCGAAGCCCAUCGAGCGUCCCGUUGUCCCCGAAGCUGCCCAGCCCAAUGAGCAGGAAUGCAGCUCCACCGGAGCGUCGGGAAACCAGCAGAGGAAGAGCGCCCCGGGCUCCCGGGAGAGACCGCAGGGACGCGCGCGGGGUGCGCGCUCCGAGAAGGCCCCGCUGAGCAGUGAGGACACAGUCGACGGGCACACGGAGCCGGCCGCGGAUCCCGGGACGCUCCUUCCCAGGGCUGGAUCUCGCCGAAAAGGGGGUGCGCGCACCGACAAGGCCCUGCUGAGUAGUGAGGACAUGGUUGACGGGCACACGGAGCCGGCCGCGGAUCCCGAGCUGCCCCUUCCCAGGGCUGGAUCUCGCCGAAAAGGGGGUGCGCGCUCCGAGAAGGCCCUGCUGAGUAGUGAGGACAUGGUUGACGGGCACACGGAGCUGGUCGCGGCUCCCGGGCCGCCCCUUCCCAGGGCUGGAUCUCGCCCAAAAGGCGGUGCAUGCGCCAAGAAGGCGCCUCUGAGCGCCCAGGUUGCCUUGGAUGGGCAGGUAGGCCUGGCUCAGGAGCUGGACUCGCCCCUUCCCAGAGCUGGAUCUCGCCGAAAAGGGGGUGCAUGCGCCAAGAAGGUCCCGCUGAGCAGUGAGGACACGGUCGACGGGCACACGGAGCCGGCCGCGGAUCCCGAGCUGCCCCUUCCCAGGGCUGGAUCUCGCCUAAAAGGGGGUGCGCGCACCGAGAAGGCCCUGCUGAGUAGUGAGGACACGGUCGACGGGCACACGGAACUGGCCGUGGCUCCCGAGCCGCCCCCUCCCAGGGCUGGAUCUCGCCGAAAAGGGGGUGCAUGCGCCAAGGUCCCGCUGAGCAGUGAGGACACGGUCGACGGGCACACGGAGCUGGCCGCGGCUCCCGAGCCGCCCCUUCCCAGGGCUGGAUCCGCGCGCUCCGCUGGGGAGCGGAGACCUCCGUCCAGACCAACGGAGGACGCUGGCCAGGACCCGCUGGCUGCAGCCUCUAGUCUGGGCGGGCGGGAGGCCGUGCCUGGCGCCUGCAAGCUCGGGGCGGUGGUGAAGAAGUUGAAGCUACGCCGCACAGAAAUCUCAGAAGCCGCGAUGGUUGUAAACCAGCUCGAGGACCACCUGCUACGAGGACUGAAGAGCGGCCAGUCGGAGUUUAAAGAUGUCGAGGUGCUACACACUGGGAGCUACUACGAGCAAGUGAAGGUUUCUGCUCCUAAUGAAUUUGACAUUAUGUUUAAACUGGAUGUCCCCAGAAUUCAGCUAGAAGAAUAUUGCGACAGUGGUGCUCAUUACUUUGUGAAGUUCAAAAGAAACCCCAAAGGAAAUCCUCUGAAUCAGUUUUUAGAAGGGGAAAUAUUAUCAGCUUCUAAGAUGCUGUCCAAGUUUAGGGAACUCAUUAAGAAAGAAAUUAAAAAUAUGGAAGGUAUGGAUAUCAUUGUGGAGAAGAAGAAGAAGGGGUGUCCUGCUGUAACACUUCUUAUUAAAACACCUAAAGAAAUAUCUGUGGAUAUAAUCUUGGCUUUGAAAGUACAAAGCAGCUGGCCACAUAGCACCCAGGAAGGCAUGCCCAUUGAAAACUGGCUUGGAGGAAAAGUUAAGAAAAGUCUAAAAUUACAGCCAUUUUACCUGGUACCUAAGCCUGCAAAGGAAGGAAAUGUUUUUCAAGAAGAAACAUGGCGGCUAUCCUUCUCUCACAUUGAAAAGGCCAUUUUGAAAAAUCAUGGAGACUCUAAAAAAUGCUGUGAAAGUAAGGGAGUGAAAUGUUGCAGGAAACGCUGUUUACAACUAAUGAAAUAUCUUUUAGAAAAAUUGAAAGAAAAGUUUGAAGACCGAAAGGAACUUGGUGAAUUCUGUUCUUAUCACGUGAAAACUGCCUUCUUUCAUGUAUGUGCCCAGAACCCACAUGACAUUCAGUGGCGAGACAACCUGGAGAUCUGCUUUGAUAGAUGCCUGGAAUACUUUCUUCAGUGCCUCAAGACACAAUGUCUUAAGAAUUUUUUUAUUCCUGUAGUCAAUCUAUUCUCUCAAGAUAAAAUUAACAGCAUAAGUAAAGAAUUCCUGUUAAAGGAAAUUGAAUAUGAAAGAAACAAUGGAUUUCCAAUUUUUGGUGAAUUUUGA